Messenger RNA from Solanum stenotomum, 1423 nucleotides. RefSeq names its product heavy metal-associated isoprenylated plant protein 41-like. The transcript is spliced from 3 exons. Gene Ontology annotation, biological process: rRNA base methylation. Gene Ontology annotation, cellular component: cytoplasm. Bases 1 to 1215 code for a protein of 404 amino acids. The record is from RefSeq and is a predicted model, not a curated record. NCBI's taxonomy places the organism in Eukaryota, Viridiplantae, Streptophyta, Magnoliopsida, Solanales, Solanaceae. Gene Ontology annotation, molecular function: rRNA (uridine-N3-)-methyltransferase activity.
AUGGCGGAAGUAGAAGAAAACCCAAAAGUGAUCAAUGAAGAAGACGAAGACGAAGAAGAAGAGAAAAUUAUUCAGCAUUACUCUUCAUCUCAUCAAAUACUCUUAGUGGGUGAUGGAGAUUUUUCUUUUUCUCUCUGUUUGGCUCAGGUUUUUGGUUCUGCUUCGAACAUUGUUGCUUCGUCUUUACAAUCAUAUGAUGACGUGAUCAAAAUGUACAAGAAUGGGAAAUCGAACUUGGAAAAGUUGAAAUCUUUGGGAGGAACUGUGUUGCACGGUGUGGAUGCAACUAAAAUACAGCUUCAUUUUGAUCUUAGUAACCGGAAGUUUGAUCGGAUUAUCUAUAAUUUUCCUCAUGCAGGGUUUCAUGGCAGUGAGGAUAGUACUCAUCUUAUACAAAUGCAUCAGGAUCUUGUGGGACCUUUUUUGGGGAGUGCCAAGAAAAUGUUGCGAGUUGAUGGUCAAAUUCAUGUAACACAUAAAACGUGUCUUCCAUACGGCCGUUGGGAUCUUGUUGGACUUGGAUCAGGAAACUCCUUGAUGUGUAUCGAAUGUGCUGAUUUCAAGAUUGAAAAUUACCCUGGUUACAACAAUAAAAGAGGAGCUGGUUCAAAAUGUGAUGAGCCUUUUCAUUUGGGUGAGUGCAAUACCUUCAAGUUUAUACCCAACCCAUCUCCUAAGAAUGUGCCAAGAACAAAACACAAGAAACGCUUUUUACAUGCGCCAUCUCAGAAUCUACAAAACAUUCCCAACUCCAUAAGUCCUUCGAUUUACUCCUUCCAACAGCCACUAAGUUGGAUUGACAAUAGAAAUUCUCCAACUUGUGUCAUCAAUGGCAUGAACGGUUUUCCAAGUUAUGCAUAUCAGAACUUUCAAAAAGUUCCCAACUCCAUAAGUCCUCCGAUUUACUCAUUCCGUCCAUCUUAUGUGAAUGACAUGAAUGGUUUUCCAAGUCAUGUUGGUUUACCUGCAAGGCAUGACCCCAUAAGUGAACUUUUCAGGAUCUUUAAGCCGUAUUUCAGUUAUAUUGAAAAAACAUUUGGAAGAGUGGACACUAAUGUUGAAGUUUCAGUUCGUCGAGCUCUAGAUCAUGGUGCUGUGAUAUUCAGGGACGAGACCGGGAGGCCCCCUGGAGAUUACUUGGAAGCUUUGGAAGGGCUUCAUUGUUGGAGCCGGUCAAGAAUUCAGAAGUUACAACAGAGAUUCAUCGAAGGCUGAUUGAGCAACAUGGUAUGGGACGUUACCUAUAAAUUAUGUGAAUAACUAGAUAUGCUUAUGCAAGUAGUAGUUGUUAAUUAACUACUCCUUACUUGGGAGUGCCAAAAUAAAUGUGUCUCUUAAUUAUGCUGAAAGAUCUUAAUCACAAAUGAAUAUUCUGAAGAGCUUGUUUGAUAAAGGUUGAAUUAUGUGCAACAAAGCUUGAAAU